Mesocestoides corti is the source of this 2175-nucleotide messenger RNA. Lineage: Eukaryota; Metazoa; Platyhelminthes; Cestoda; Cyclophyllidea; Mesocestoididae. The record is from the annotation of a GenBank genome assembly.
AUGUUAAGAAGCAGUGGUGAUUAUGCCGGUGAGGUGUUAACAACAGCUACACCAUCAGUGCCUCAGUCUUCGAAGUUGCAAGAUGCAGACGACAAUGCCUCCGGGGCACGUGACAGCAUCUACCCCUACCCAGAAUAUGCCAACCUCAUGGGCUACGAUAACGGGACUGGGCACGGUCGACCCUUUCCCUCCGACCCGCAUCCUGGACCGCUUCAGACUCUAGUUAGCCAGCUGGUGGCCAAAACCGAACUGGGUUCAUCUGAGGGGAGUUAUGACCACCUCCUGUACUCGGCAUCCUCUACAGCUGCUGCUUAUUCACCCUUCUAUGGCAAUCAGCAGGGGAAUGCCGCGGCAUCUUUUGAAAAUUUCUAUCCACACAGUUAUACAGCCUACAUGUCUGACCAUUUGACCAAUUCAACCGACCUCAAUGGGUUUCCAUAUCCAUCGACUUACACAGGUGGUCGUGUCUAUGAGGCCGGGGAGUACUUGGCGGCGUCCAAUGCCUACCAAAGUCAACAUCCUGUUUCAACGAAUGCCAAUAAAACUGCGACAACGACAUCAACCCUAGACUCAUCCUCCACUUCCUCAGUUACUUCGACUUGUUCUGCGAUGGAAUCGAGUUUCAACUCAGGGUUCUACCUCAAACCAGAAGAGGGGAGCAAGGUAGGGGGGUUUUUUGCCAACCCAAACGCCACAUGUAACACCAACAACAAUGCGGACAAAGAGCAGAGGAAGCGGGUAGCUGAGGUACGAAGAAUUGGAGCAGAUUCAAGGAAGAAGGCCCGUACACAGCAGCAGCAGAGCAAGAAGGCGGAAAUUUCCUCUCAUAAUGCUGAGAAGGACGCAAAAACGGUCCUUGAUGCGCUAGGCGAACACAGCCCUCUCUCCAUGGGAGACGACUCUGGGGAUGAGUCGAGUUCUAGCGGCGAUGAUGAGCAAGGGAUCGGCAAUAAAGAGGAGCAUAUAAUAGCACCUGGAUCUCAUGGUCAGUGCCUGCUGUGGGCUUGCAAGGCUUGUAAAAAGAAGACCAUGCAGGUGGACCGUCGCAAGGCUGCCACGAUGAGGGAGCGCCGUCGACUGCGCAAAGUGAACGAGGCAUUCGAAACCUUGAAGAGGCGCACCUGUUCCAACCCGAACCAGCGCAUGCCCAAGGUGGAGAUCCUCCGCACCGCUAUCGAUUACAUAGAAAACCUAGAGGAGAUGCUCCACCGCAACGGCGUUCUGCUUGAUUCCGCAUCUGCCUCGUCCCUUCUCCGCUCCUCCAGUCGAUAUCCCACCACGGCUGGUUCAGUUAAUAGUACUAACAGCAAGAUAACUUCCGUAGAGGGCGCGAGAGUUCAGCGAGUUGUUGGCGGAACAAGAGGAAGGAAGACUGGAGCGCUUACAAAAGGGGAUAAAGUGGGGAGCACCCGAGCCGUCUAUUCUAUCGUGACGACCUCUUCUGCUACCACCACCACCACUAGCCCUGCUUCCUUCAUGAAACUGGAGACUUCUCAAGCUAUGACGACGGGGGAAGAGCCCUACCGAGGAUACUCGGCUAGCCUCGCCAACAAUGGCUGGUCAACCUCCCUCCCGGUUCACGAUCAGAACCCCGUAAACGGUGAGCCCAAAUUAAGGCAUCCUUUUGCUACCACUCUGUGGUAUCGUGACAGCGGUCUCCCCUCCACCGCCCUGGCGACACGUGGCAACGGCACUGGGAGGGCCCGACAAGCCCGCCUCCGCAGUACCCGAAAAAGCCCUCUGCUGAUUGGUCGCCCGCCCUCCGACGCCCCCUCCUUGCGUGUGCGUGCACACACACACUCGUCACCCUACCUCAACCCGGUUCUUCUUGGCCUUCACCCCAAUCCAGCUUUCGACGUGGCAGAGCACGGUUGUGAUGGGGAUCAGCACUCCUCAACACUUUCGCCCACUCUUCUCCAGCUCAGUCAGCUGAUUUCGAUUCAACGCCCAGAUUAUGGACCCAUUCUUGACUGGUUAACCGUUCUUGACAAAGGAAAACGGAUGGUUCAUAUACUUAAGUUAACGACGAGUCAAUCGACUUCGACCUUCCUCCUCUUAUCGGAGUACUUUGUGCUGUUUCUUUCUCGCGCUUGUCUUCUUGCGUUACCCAACGUCCUUGUGGGAGCUCCACAGCAACCUUGCUUGCAUCUGUCUCUGCACUUAGAAGGUGAUUAG